This is a messenger RNA of Vigna umbellata (rice bean), 1101 nucleotides long. Its product is annotated as small ribosomal subunit protein eS1. Gene Ontology annotation, cellular component: ribosome. The record is from RefSeq and is a predicted model, not a curated record. Gene Ontology annotation, molecular function: structural constituent of ribosome. NCBI's taxonomy places the organism in Eukaryota, Viridiplantae, Streptophyta, Magnoliopsida, Fabales, Fabaceae. Gene Ontology annotation, biological process: translation.
GAGAGGUAUAUAAAAGGUUAGGGUUUGAGGUUUAUUUGGGUGCCAUUGUUGCUCUUGCCAUUCGCAGCUGCUGUCACUCACACCGCACACAGUGAGCCAUGGCCGUUGGAAAGAACAAGCGCAUCUCCAAAGGGAAGAAGGGUGGCAAGAAGAAGGCAGCUGAUCCCUUUUCCAAGAAGGAUUGGUAUGACAUUAAGGCUCCCUCUGUUUUCCAAGUAAAAAAUGUUGGCAAAACCCUCGUCAGCCGUACUCAGGGUACCAAGAUUGCCUCUGAAGGACUCAAACAUAGAGUCUUUGAGGUCUCAUUGGCUGAUCUUCAAGGAGAUGAGGAUCAUGCAUUCAGGAAGAUAAGGCUGAGAGCUGAAGAUAUUCAAGGGAAGAAUGUCCUGACGAAUUUCUGGGGAAUGGAUUUCACCACAGACAAACUGAGGUCUUUGGUUCGAAAAUGGCAAACACUUAUUGAAGCCCAUGUGGAUGUGAAGACAACUGAUAGUUACACAUUGAGGAUGUUUUGUAUUGGAUUCACCAAGAGAAGAGCUAACCAGGUGAAGAGAACCUGUUAUGCCCAAUCAAGCCAGAUUAGACAGAUACGUAGGAAGAUGAGAGAGAUCAUGACCAACCAGGCAACAUCCUGUGAUUUGAAGGAGUUGGUCCGAAAGUUUAUUCCUGAGAUUAUUGGAAAAGAAAUUGAGAAGGCAACGUCUAGCAUUUAUCCUCUGCAGAACGUGUUUGUCCGAAAAGUCAAGAUUCUUAAAGCUCCUAAGUUUGAUCUUGGGAAACUGAUGGAGGUUCAUGGUGAUUACUCAGAAGAUGUUGGCACAAAGGUAGACAGACCUGCUGAUGAAACAAUUGCAGAGGAACCCACCGAAAUUGUUGGAGCUUAAUUCAGUGAUACUGCAUUCAGCUUGUUGUAGUUUUCUGUUUCCUGAAAAUUAAGUUUAAAACUUCAGUUUAGUGUUUGUGUAAGCCGAGUAAACCAGUUUUGUUUUGACAAUCGGAUAUUUUUUGCUCGUAAUACAUCUGGGUUUGUUGAGCACCCAAAAUCAGAUUUGGUUGCUUUACCGAUAUUGAGUUAUUGGCAGAUUAUAUUGUUCUUUUUAA